AUGUUAAGAUGUCAUUUAAGAUACAAUAACAUCCAAAAUAGAACAAUAAAGACAUUGCAUACACCUGUAUAUAAAAUCAAUAAUUCGGAGUACAGAGAGAAUUUAUUGUCAGCUAUAAAACAAUUAGAUUCUAUAUUGAAUUCUUCAUCAUAUAACAAACAAUUAUUAUAUCAAGGCAAGUACAAAUCAUUCCCACAAUUGAUAAAUUCGAAUGAUUCAAUCAAACUUCAAAAAAUAAUAAGGGACUACACAGACUCGUUACAGCUGAAUGAAGCUAAUAAUAAGCUCAAACAGAUAGAUCCUGCCAGCAAAUUGGGUAAAAUUGGAUUACAGUUGUUCUUGGAUACAUAUAAUGGGAAAGUUUCACCACUAGCAACAAGCUUAGCCAUAUCUUUAAUGACACAAUAUAAUCAAUAUCCUCAUCCAGAGACCAUGAAGGGCAUUAAUAUGGCAAUUCGUCAGGUUCAGGAGUAUAUACAAGGAAAUAAAAUAAGUGCUAAUUCGAAGAGUGAAGUAGAUGCCAUAGUAGAUAGGUUGUGUGCUGAUAAUAAAGAUUCAGAGAUAAUUAAAAAAAUAUUGGUAAGUUUAGAUUAUCAAUUGAAGUCAGAUGAAAUAGUCAGAGUAGUAAGGGGAAACAAGACAUUCGAUGAGAUUGAAGUUACCAAAGGUUGGAAAUUUUCAAAUGGUAUAUUGAAUUCAAACGAAGCAUAUUUAAGAUCUCUCGAAAUACCACAGAAAAAAUUGGUUUAUAUUGAUUCAAAACUAUUGGUAUUGGUAUAUGAUGGGGCUCUAAAGGAUGCCAAUAAGAUUUUACCAUCAAUUACAUAUGCAACAAAGUUGAAGAAACCUCUAUUAUUAAUAACUUCAGGGAAUUGCAGUGGUGAUGCGUUAACAUCAAUUAUAAUAAACAAUAAUAAAAACAAACGUCAGGAUAAUCCAAGCAGAACUAUUGUUAUUAGAUAUGAUCCGAAAAACAACAAUGGUUUAAGAUUAGAAGAGAAUCAUAACCUAAUUAAUUUUUUAAAACUUCCAAAUUCAUUGGGAAGUAUAUAUUCCCCAAACUAUAGUGAAUAUGUUCCAAGCAAAAUGUGUGCUGAUCAAUAUUAUGGCGAGCUAGAUUCUCUUAAGGCAACAGUCGAUGAGGCCUUUUUACAUAAUGAGAUAGCUUGGGAAGACGGUCAAGAGUGUAAUCAGAUACAGAAAACUAUCACAUUAAAAAUUGGUGCACAAAGUGAGAUUGAAAUUGAUCAAAGAAUUAGCAAAAUUGAUAAUUUAAUAAAUGAUAUAAUAUGCCAAGGCUUAAAAAGUGGAUUUAUUCCAUCUUAUGGAAUUUCGCUAGCCAAAUGUACGUCUACUUUGAGCGAACUAUUAAAGUCUUCCAUGAACAGUUACAAUAAAAUAGGUAUAGAAUCUGUUCUGAACAUAUUGUAUUCAGAGAUGGAAAAAUCCUUAAAAUCAGUAUAUGGGAUGAAUUCAUUUGAAGCAACAAAAAACGUAUCGAACACAAGCAAUGAUCCAUCAUUUACAAAUGCACAAUUAAGAAUUCAAGAACCUAUACAAGAUGUAACCAAAUUAGGUAUAGUUGAACCAUGGAAUAAAUUGAACGAUUGUUUAAACAACACGAUAACAUUUAUGAAUUUAUUGACGAGCUGUAAUACAAUAAUCUCCAGAGUCUUCGAAAAACCCAAAAAGAAUUAG
This is a messenger RNA of Vanderwaltozyma polyspora DSM 70294, 1698 nucleotides long. RefSeq names its product Tcm62p (gene TCM62). The record is from RefSeq and is a predicted model, not a curated record. The transcript has a single exon. Gene Ontology annotation, molecular function: ATP-dependent protein folding chaperone; protein-folding chaperone binding. Gene Ontology annotation, biological process: protein import into mitochondrial intermembrane space; apoptotic mitochondrial changes; protein refolding. NCBI's taxonomy places the organism in Eukaryota, Fungi, Ascomycota, Saccharomycetes, Saccharomycetales, Saccharomycetaceae. Gene Ontology annotation, cellular component: mitochondrial matrix; mitochondrial inner membrane. Bases 1 to 1698 code for a protein of 565 amino acids.